Messenger RNA from Diospyros lotus (date-plum), 384 nucleotides. RefSeq names its product protein STIG1-like. The record is from RefSeq and is a predicted model, not a curated record. NCBI's taxonomy places the organism in Eukaryota, Viridiplantae, Streptophyta, Magnoliopsida, Ericales, Ebenaceae. The transcript has a single exon. The coding region runs from base 1 to 384 and encodes 127 amino acids.
AUGGAGUCAUCCAGGGUUUUGUUCGUCCUGCUAGCAGUGGUGGUGAUGGCCACAGCCAUUACUACUGCAGCCCCAGAUUUCCAUUAUGUCCACAAAACCAGCCGGUUUCUCGACGAAACCCCAACGCGCAGGCCUCCUCCCAUGACAUGUGACAAGGACCAUAAGGUUUGUGCCGCCGGUACUCUCUGUUGCGGCAAACGGUGUGUGAACCUAAUGGCGGAUAAGUUCAACUGUGGGAAGUGUGGAAAGAGUUGUGGGUACCCGGAAAUAUGCUGCAAAGGAGUGUGCGUGAACCCAAAUGUGAACAACAAGCACUGUGGCCGUUGCAACAACGAGUGUGAGAAGGGAAGCUCAUGUGCUUAUGGGAUGUGCAGCUAUGGUUAA